Molecule: messenger RNA, 315 nt
Organism: Iphiclides podalirius (scarce swallowtail)
Lineage: Eukaryota; Metazoa; Arthropoda; Insecta; Lepidoptera; Papilionidae
Source: the annotation of a GenBank genome assembly
AUGUCGCGGGAGUCCAUCAAUUAUUCGCCGCGUGACGGUAACGCGACGGGAGCGCGACGGGCGCGUGACCCGUGGCGGUGCCGUUUCGCAACCGCCGCGGGAGCGGGGCGAUGCGCCAGAAUAGUGCGCGUUGUGCAACGGCGGUGGCGCGGCCAGGGUCGCCGCGCCGCGCCCGGCUGCAAGCGCCCUCGCAACGUGGACGUCCAUUUGAUGCACUAUACCGAUUGGCUCGAUCCAAUACCCAAAUUCUUUUUAUUGUCAGAAGGUGGCAAGCGAGCUGGUUCACCUGAUUUUGGUCUCUCCGGGGAUCUACCA